This is a messenger RNA of Oldenlandia corymbosa var. corymbosa, 459 nucleotides long. The record is from the annotation of a GenBank genome assembly. Lineage: Eukaryota; Viridiplantae; Streptophyta; Magnoliopsida; Gentianales; Rubiaceae.
AUGCUACGAGCUCCAUCAUCUUCACCCUGUAUCUUCUGCCAAAUUGCUCGCUCUUCAACCUCCACUACUCUUCUCCACUCUGAUGAAAAGGUGGUUGCUUUUCAAGACAUUAACCCUUCUGCAUUCAGGCAUUACCUGGUAAUACCGAUAGAGCACAUUCCCACAGUCAAGAACCUUAAGAGGGGAGCUGAAGACUUUGCAUUAGUAAGCCACAUGCUCGAUGUGGGGCAAACCUUAUUGCACAGGGAUGCCCCUAGCUCAAAGCAUUACAGAUUUGGAUUUCAUCAACCUCCUUUUAACAGUGUUGAUCACCUCCACCUUCACUGUUUAGCGCUUCCAUUCAUUCCAAGUUGGAAAUCCAUUAAAUACACAUCUUUGGGACCACUUGGUGGAUUCAUCGAAGCUGAAAAGCUGUUGGAGAAACUAAAGCCAUUUCCGCCUCUUGCGUCAUCAAUGUAA